Messenger RNA from Erigeron canadensis, 1578 nucleotides. Its product is annotated as putative pentatricopeptide repeat-containing protein At1g12700, mitochondrial. The record is from RefSeq and is a predicted model, not a curated record. Lineage: Eukaryota; Viridiplantae; Streptophyta; Magnoliopsida; Asterales; Asteraceae. Bases 1 to 1578 code for a protein of 525 amino acids. Gene Ontology annotation, molecular function: protein binding. The transcript has a single exon.
AUGUUUAAAGGUACUUAUAUUCUAAACCGUUUUAUAGUGACUCCUCCUAAUUAUAAAUCACUUCAUUUAAAUUCUUAUUCAUCAUCUUUAGCUAAUAAUAAUAAUGGUCGGUCAGCGUAUGUUUAUGAUGAUAACGUGAAUGAUGCCUUGAAAUCGUUUGAUGUAAUGAUACACCAACGGCCCGUUCCCUCUGUAGUUAGGUUUACUGGAUUGUUACAUCAUGUCGUUACCCAGCUAAAACAUUAUUCCUGUUCCCUCGAUCUUUUUAAGCAAAUAUGUGCAUUUGGUUUCCCUGUUAACAAGUACACUUCAGGUAUAGCCGUAAAAUGUUAUUGUCGAUUGCGUCGCUCAAAACACGGCCUUACAGUCAUGGGCUUUUGCUUCAAACAAGGUGUGGAACCUCAUGUCUCCAUUUGCAAUACGCUCCUAAAAGGGUUCAUUCGGGAACAAAUGACUUAUGAGGCAGAGCACUUGUUUCGUCUCAUGAACAGACGCCAACUAUGUGAACCUAAUUUAGCCACCUACAAGAUUAUUAUUGAAGGACUUGGUAAGGUCGGCUCUCAUUAUGCUGCCACUGGUUUGCUUAGGGUUCUCCAUCAUCGGAGAUUGAAGGUUGAUGUGGUCGCGUAUAACAUGAUCUUUGAUAGUCUUUGCAAAGACGUAGUAGUGAUAGAUGAUGUUUUCAAGCUCUUUAAAGAAAUGGUUCGUCACAAAGACAUCACACCAAACGUACACACAUACAACUCUUUGAUUUAUAACCUUUCUAAGCUAGGCCGUUGGGACGAGGUCGGCAAGAUACUAAAACAAAUGGAGGAGGCAAACAUCUGUCCGGAAGUCAAGACUUUCAAUAUCAUUGUUGAUGCACUUUGCAAAAAACUUAAAAUAACUGAAGCAGAUAUUGUGAUCAAGAUCAUGGAGGAGACCGAUGGUAAGUAUUGUCCUGACAUAGUCACCUACAAUUCACUUAUCGAGGCUUACGGUUGGAGUUAUGAUAUGUGGGAAGCGAGGAGAGUUUUUGAUUCAUUGGCCUCCAAAAACAUCAAACCAAAUAGUGUUACCUACAACAAAAUGAUGCUUGGGUACAUCUUGGAUGCAAAUGUUUAUAAGUUUUUGGAAUUCUACAAUAUGUCAUAUGAUGGUCGACUUGAUGACUCGGUGUGGUUUUUUACAUGCACAAAUUUUUAUAUAGAAAGGUUAAUGUUAGGCAAGUAUAAGGAUGCAAUUGCUUUGUUCCAUCUGAUGGAUGGGCACGGGGUGAAUUUCAAUGUUGAUGCGCACAUUACCCUCAUUCGUCGUGCAAUCAGACGCCGGAAGUUUGAUGAUGCGAGGCGUCUUUUUCAUGACCUACUUUAUGCAGACAUAAGACCGCCUCAAUGUAAACGUGAAGCGAUAGCAUUUAAAGUUCAACAUGGAGAUCUGGACAGAGUAUCACGACAUCUUAUUGUGUUCAUGACUCCAACAUUGGCUCACAUGAGUACACCCAACCUUGAUCUGUUUAUCAUGGAGAGGACUGUACGUUUGACUGAAAAACUGUUAACAUCGACACAGCUUGUCGAGAAUGUCACGAGAUCGACCUAA